AUUUUUGACGGCGCAUGCGCUCAGUCGGCCUUUUCCAUUUUAGGUCAGCCCCCAGCCGAGGCUAUCACAAGUGCCUGUGUAAAAAUAGGCAAAAGUUUCGCAAAAUGGGGUUCGUGAAGGUCGUCAAGAACAAGGCUUACUUCAAGCGCUACCAGGUCAAAUUCAAGCGUCGUCGUGAGGGAAAGACCGACUACCAAGCAAGGCGCUUCCUUGUUGUCCAGGACAAGAACAAGUACAACACCCCAAAGUACCGCUUAAUUGUGCGUUUCACGAACAAGGAUAUCGUUACGCAGAUAGCGUACGCCAGAGUUGAAGGAGACAUCAUCGUAUGUGCUGCAUACGCACAUGAGCUCCCCAAGUAUGGCGUCAAGGUCGGGCUGACUAACUACGCCGCAGCUUACUGCACCGGGCUCCUGCUUGCUCGCAGGAUCCUGAAGAAAUUCAACCUUGACACCGUGUAUGAGGGAGAGACGGAGAUCACAGGGGAGGAGUUUCACGUCGAGAGCGUCGAGGGUAAGGCUGGAGCCUUCCGCUGCUACCUGGACGUUGGCCUUGCCAGAACCACCACCGGUGCCCGUGUCUUUGGGGUGCUGAAGGGCGCCAGCGAUGGAGGCAUCGACAUCCCACACAGCAACAAACGUUUCCCCGGCUACGACGCCGACAGCAAAGAGUUCAACGCUGAUGUCCACCGCAAGCACAUCAUGGGCGGACACGUCUCCGACUACAUGAGAUCCCUGGCGGAGGAGGAUGACGAAGCCUACAGACGACAGUUCUCUCAGUACAUCAAGCUCGGCAUCACAGCUGACGGGAUGGAAGAGAUGUACAAGAAGACGCAUGAGGCAAUCCGCGCUGAUCCCGAACACAAGGCGAAGGAGAAGAAGGAAGUCAAGAAGACCAAGAGGUGGAACCGAGCCAAGAUGGCCCUUUCCCAGCGCAAGGACCGCGUCCGUCUGAAGAAGGCAUCCUUCCUGCGAGCCAAACAACUUCAGGAAUAAGAAAAGUUUAAAUAUCCUUCCAAGAAAGAGACUACUACCUAAACUAUAAAUGAUGUAACAACUUGACCAGGAUGGUUAAAUAUUAUGGGUUUUCCCCCCCUUUAUGCAGCAACACUUUUAUGAAUGGUAUCGUGAGAACCAAAUGAAAAUAAAUGUCGAAACUGAUGCAGGGAA
This is a messenger RNA of Asterias rubens (European starfish), 1169 nucleotides long. Its product is annotated as 60S ribosomal protein L5-like. Gene Ontology annotation, molecular function: 5S rRNA binding; structural constituent of ribosome. Gene Ontology annotation, biological process: ribosomal large subunit assembly; translation. The coding region runs from base 15 to 995 and encodes 326 amino acids. NCBI's taxonomy places the organism in Eukaryota, Metazoa, Echinodermata, Asteroidea, Forcipulatida, Asteriidae. The transcript is spliced from 7 exons. Gene Ontology annotation, cellular component: ribosome; cytosolic large ribosomal subunit. The record is from RefSeq and is a predicted model, not a curated record.